Molecule: messenger RNA, 3032 nt
Organism: Parnassius mnemosyne (clouded apollo)
Lineage: Eukaryota; Metazoa; Arthropoda; Insecta; Lepidoptera; Papilionidae
Source: the annotation of a GenBank genome assembly
AAAGAAAGCGUAAAGAGUAUAAUCACCCGCCUAAGGGUAUUAAGUGUUCUGUGAGUAUAAUAUACAGAAAAUUAAUUCUACUCAUUGCAUAUUAGAUAUUAGUUUGUGAUUAAAGUUAUUGAAAAUAGAAAUGGCCUAUUUUAGUGAAAUUUGUAGAAUUUGUUUAUGCGAUAAUGUACGCAUGUAUGUACUAAAGAAGACUGGUCUCGAAAAUUUGUACAAAACAUUGACGAAUAGUUUGGUGGAUGUGGAUGAGGAGGUCAUAAUUGUCUGUUUCACCUGUCAUGCAAGACUCAUUCGUUGCAGAACAUUACAACAACAGGCUAUUGAGUCAAAUGCAGUUCUGGAGCAGUUGCUUGCAGGAGGGUCCAUGUCAAUACCAAAUCAUCAUGAGGCUAGAGAUAAGAUUCAAUUCACACCAAUUAGUCAUAUAGAUAUCAGGCCAGUAGAGUGUGAUCUAGAUAAUGAUUGUCAGAACGAAAUGUUCAGUCUUGAAUCUGUUAAAGUUGAAGAAGAGAAUUUAGAAAAUGAGAAUUCCAAAUUUGAAGAAAAUGGGAAUCAUGAAACAGAGAGUGCUGAAAAACAAGAAGAUUUGGAGAUUGAUGCUUUUGAAGAUAGACAUACAGAUUUGGAUGACGACUUGCCGCUAAUUGCAUUUGGUUCAAAGAGUAAAAAAGAUGACCAUGACAUAGAAAGUUCUGAGAAGAAGAUUAAAUCAAAUUCUACUGAUUGUAACAUAAACGAUGUUCGUGAAGAAGACCUCGAUUUUGAAGGCCCUACUAUUAAAUCAAACCCUAAAGUGAAAAAAGAUAAUCAACCAAUUAAUGAAAAAGGAAAGCAUCCUGCAAAGAUAAUGAAAACGAAAAUUUUGAAACAAAAGAGUGUAAAUAUGCUUAAGAAAAAAACGUCUGGGACAUCAACUAAAUACAUUUUUGAAUGUGAUGGUUGCAGUAAAAAAUUUCCAACAAAAGACAUUCUCGCCAAACACAUUUCAUACAGUCAUAAGACGCAAAACAACUCAGACACCAUUGCAGUGCGGACACAAGUAGAACUAACUCCAGUACCACAACAAACAGAAAUAUUUAAUUGUGAUAUUUGCGAAUAUAAAACAUCUCAAAAACGUUCCAUUUUGGUACAUCUUAAAGCGCACGCCGCUAAACGAAUGUACUGUUGUAAUAUCUGUGAAUAUAGAUGUAAUAGAAAAGAUAAUUUGCAAAUACAUAUGAAAAUACACACCGGUGAAAAACCAUUUUCGUGUAAUAUCUGUGAACAUAGAUUUAUUACAAAGAGUCGUUUGCAAACACAUAUGAAAAUACAUACCGGUGAAAAACCUUUUUCGUGUAAUGUCUGUGAAUAUAGAUGUAUUACAAAGAAUCGUUUGCAAAGACAUGUGAAAAUACACACCGGUGAAAAACCUUUUUCGUGUAAUAUCUGUGAAUAUAGAUUUAUUACAAAGUGUCGUUUGCAAAGACAUGUGAAAAUACACACCGGUGAAAAACCUUUUUCGUGUAAUAUCUGUGAAUAUAGAUGUAUUAGAAAAAGUCAUUUGCAAACACAUGUGAAAAUACACACCGGUGAAAAACCUUUUUCGUGUAAUAUCUGUAAAUAUAGUUUUAUCGCAAAAUAUAGUUUGCAAAGACAUUUAAAAAUACACUCUGGAGCAAAACCUUUUUCGUGAGCUAUCUGGUAAAAUAUGUACAAUAUUGUGUAAACGUUUUGUAUAUAAAUAUGCGUGUACCAAAUAAAAAUCUAUGUUUUGUGAAUUUGUGAUGUAAUUAUACAGGGUGUCCAGUAAGAGUAGCGGGAGUUUGUUUAUUGAUUCACGGCGUCAAGUUAAGUAGCAGGGGCGCGGGGAGGGCAACGUCGCGCGUCGGUUCGUGGAACUUUAGCUGGCAUUGGCAUGGAGCCGUAUCCCGGAACGCAUCGCGCUUUUUGCGUGCGAGCGUAUUAUCGCAAUAACGAUUCCAUUGUUACUGCUCAGCGUUUAUAUCGCAGAGAAUAUCGCACACGUACAGCGCCAAGCGACGAUGUCAUACGAAAGUGGAUUAAAAUGUUCGAGAAUACCGGGUCGACUGUUAAAAUUCAAAAUACAGGUCGCCCGCGAUGCGUUUGAGAUGCAGAAACAGUCGAAGAAGUGAGAGUUUCAGUACGUGAAAAUCCGUCGGUAUCAAUUCGCAAACGAGGACAAGAACUAAACAUCAAAAAAUCUUCACUGCAGGUAGUUUUGAAGAAAGAUUUGCAUCUCACAGCCAACAAAAUCCAGUUAGUCCAAGAACUGAAGGAUUCCGAUUAUGAAAGUCGGUUAAAUUUUGCUACUGAAAUGCUAGAGCGAUUCAACAGCUUUGACAAUAUUCUGUUUAGCGACGAGGCCAAUUUCCACCUUAACGGUCACGUUAAUAAACAGAAUUGUCGCUACUGGUCCAAGCAAAAUCCUAAAACAAAACAUUAACGGCCACUUCAUAGUCCAAAGGUCAUCGUUUGGGCCGCCUUUUCUGGUAGAGGCAUAACCGGCCCCUUUUUCCAUAAAGACAGAUGUGGGCGAGCAGUUACGGUGAAUACAGACCGUUAUUGUGACAUGUUAAGGACGUUUUUGGCGCCCGCAUUACAAGAUUUCCCAGGUUUUAAUUCAAGAACAUGGUUUCAGCAAGAUGGAGCCACAUGCCACACCGCAGGGGCGUCAAUAGAAGCUAUAAAGGAAUUGUUCCCAAACAAAGUUAUCUCGCGUAGGAGUACCAUUAACUGGCCCCCUAGAAGUCCAGAUCUUAGUCCUCUCGACUAUUUUUUAUGGGGAUACCUUAAGGGUAAGGUAUACGAUGACCACCCAACGAAUCUGAGUCAAUUGAAGGAGAACAUCACGUCUGAGAUGAGGGCAAUCCCAACUUCGCUUUGUCAACGCGUCGUCGCCAACCUGCGUUCAAGGUUAGAGGAGUGCCAGCAGCGUGAGGGUACACAUUUAGAUAAUGUUAUAUUCGCCAAAUAAAUUUCCAAGAAACUGUUUUUGAAUUAAAAAUAAAGGAUAUAUUUAUUUAAUU